Molecule: messenger RNA, 823 nt
Organism: Eufriesea mexicana
Lineage: Eukaryota; Metazoa; Arthropoda; Insecta; Hymenoptera; Apidae
Gene: Tango11
Product: transport and golgi organization 11
Exons: 5
Coding region: 49-726 (225 amino acids)
Source: RefSeq, a predicted model, not a curated record
UCGUGUAAAGAGUUUGGUUCAACGAUUAAAAAAUCGCAGAAAGUUAUAAUGUCAAAAACAUAUAGUCCCACUGUUUUUAAUGGAGAAGCUGACAAUUUUUAUGACCCAAAUUUUACUUUGGACAUUAACAAAAGGAUGCGUGUUCCCAAGAGUAUUCGAGUAAGUGGAGAUUACACAGAUGAAGAAAUAGGUAAUACAAAUGGUUCUCGAUGGAAUGAAAUUACAGGAGAAAAAUUUGAAAUGCAUGUCCCAGACAGAAUCUUAGUUGUUGGACAUGAACAACACAUUGGAACAAGAGCACCACCAAGAGAAAUUACAUUAGAAAAUGCUGUUUUACCACCUGAACCAGGCAUAGUUAGGGUACAGACUCCGCCAAGGGUUUUGACACUGGAUAACCAUUAUUUUCCAACAGUUGAUGAAGAAGAAUCAAAUUCAUAUUUAACUGAAACUAAGGAUUUUUCUUCCCAAUCAUGUGGACAAUAUUCUGCAGAAGCACAAAUAGUUAGGCAUGCUAAAGAACAUACACCUUCAUAUAGCGCGCUUAAUGUUUCUCUUCCACCUAGUGAAGAGAUACAACAUUUACGUCGACAGGUAGGGAAAUUAAAUCGUCGAGUUAUGGCUAUUGAGCUUGAAAUGUUGCAACGUCAACAAAGAGAAAAAAUUGUAUAUGCGUUAACAUUAACGUACUUAAUCCUUAAAGCUUUUUCAUGGUUAAGAAGAAACUGAGUUUGUGUUAAGAAAAUAUAAAAGAUUUGCAUCUUGUGUGAAAAAUGGUGCUGUUAUUCCAUAUAAGUACGAGAUGUUUUAUAAGAGUCUGCCUUGC